Messenger RNA from Angiostrongylus costaricensis, 594 nucleotides. NCBI's taxonomy places the organism in Eukaryota, Metazoa, Nematoda, Chromadorea, Rhabditida, Metastrongylidae. The record is from the annotation of a GenBank genome assembly.
AUGGAGAAAAGGAGAGAAGAUCGUGAAGGGAAAAGCACAGUGUUGGAGGUUGCUGACAUCUUCGUCGGUCUUGGUGAAGGAGUAUUAAGCUUCUUUAAAGCAUAUUUGGAGAAAAACUCGGAAAGCCGAGCAAGCAUGUCCACUAUAGUCGACUGCUGUCAGAUGAAGAAGAGUGAUGUGAACGUAAACAUCAAAAGGUGUACUUCUAUUACGGUGCCAACGGAAAACGAUUGGUUACUCCAACGUCAAGGUAGUGAACAUUACAAAACGUGGGAUGAAUUCUCUCGCCUUCAAUGCUCUUCUUCACGCACGAGUCUGCUCGAUGUUGAAGGCGUUGAUGCGGCUCGUUCAGAUGAGAAUUUAGUCAUCACAUGCGUAUCACUAUGUUAUCAUCACUUCGCAGAGCAAAAGCGGGAGUUGGCUGGAGCUCGUCGAGUAGUCAACGUGGGUUGUUUUGUUCUUGUUAAUCCUUCGUGUGAAAAAUCAUGUUUCUUCUUGUCUCUUUGUAGAUGGUUUGCCCUAAAUCAAAUAUUCACUCUUCUGUGGUCAUUCAUGUCUUUUCUUCUAAUUACUACUGAUGAAGGUAAUCGUUAA